Messenger RNA from Microtus ochrogaster (prairie vole), 4606 nucleotides. RefSeq names its product zinc finger CCHC-type containing 24 (gene Zcchc24). Lineage: Eukaryota; Metazoa; Chordata; Mammalia; Rodentia; Cricetidae. The record is from RefSeq and is a predicted model, not a curated record. Gene Ontology annotation, molecular function: zinc ion binding; nucleic acid binding.
UUCCUGCCCAACUUUCUCUGCCUCCUUCCUCCGCCCGCGCGCGCCCACUGCUGCAGUCCGGGGAGGCGGCGGCAGCAGCGGCAGCGGCUGCGGGCAACGCGCGGGGCACGGGGCUCUGGGCUAUAGCCGUCGGGGCCGGGGCGGCUGGCAGUGGGCACAGGCUCCCCGGUGCCCGCCCCUCCGCCGGGAGGGGGGCGCGAGCGGGCGGCCGGGGAGGGGCCGGCACCGCCACGGCAAAAUGAGCCUGCUGUCUGCCAUCGACACGAGCGCCGCCUCGGUGUACCAGCCGGCCCAGCUACUCAACUGGGUCUACCUGUCGCUUCAGGACACACACCAGGCUAGUGCCUUUGAUGCCUUCCGGCCCGAGCCGCCCGCCGGCGCCGCGCCCCCGGAGCUGGCCUUCGGCAAAGGCCGCCCUGAGCAGCUGGGCUCUCCCUUGCACUCCAGCUAUCUUAACAGCGUCUUCCAGCUGCAGCGCGGAGAGGCACUGAGCAGCAGUGUGUACAGGAAUGCUUCUCCCUAUGGCUCUCUCAACAACAUUGCCGAUGGCCUCAGCUCCCUCACCGAGCACUUCUCAGACCUGACGCUCACGUCCGAGGCCCGCAAGCCCAGCAAGCGGCCUCCGCCCAACUACCUGUGCCACCUGUGUUUCAACAAAGGACACUACAUUAAGGACUGCCCUCAGGCACGUCCCAAAGGCGAGGGGCUGACCCCAUACCAAGGCAAGAAGCGCUGCUUUGGGGAAUACAAGUGUCCCAAGUGCAAGAGAAAAUGGAUGAGCGGGAACUCCUGGGCCAACAUGGGGCAGGAGUGCAUCAAGUGCCACAUUAAUGUGUACCCGCACAAGCAGAGACCCCUGGAGAAGCCUGAUGGCCUGGAUGUGUCUGACCAGAGCAAGGAGCACCCACAGCACCUCUGUGAAAAGUGCAAGGUCCUGGGCUACUACUGUCGUCGUGUGCAGUGACCUUGGCUGCCACUGCAGAACCCCUCAGCUACCACCUCCCUGUGCUGCCCAAGGGGCUGAAUGUCCCUAUACCUGAGAAGACCUCACAGGCCUGUGGGCUUACGCAGAGGAGGCUCAUGUCCUUGUCUCAUGUGCUAACUGUGUGGCUGACUUGCUCUGGACAGGGUGCGGAGACAGGAGGUUCAGGGACUCUUCAGCAUAGGCCUGGACUCUGUAGAGGGACAGAGGCCAGCAGAAGUCUUGGUAUUCUCACAGGCUCUCUUCCCAAGUGUCUUUGGGACUGAGUGGCUUUGUAUCUGCCACAAGUACACCAGUGAACUGUGAAUCCUGAGGCCUGUGGGAAGUCUUCCCUCCAAGACCAGCCAGGUCCUAUCCCACCCAGAACCUUGCGGCUUGCCUCCUAUGAAAAGUCACUCUGGGGAAUUCCUGUUUCAUUCCUAAUCUGUAGUCACAGAGGGCAGUUACUUUUUCUAGCAGCUGCUGAGGAGUGGUUGUCUGUUGGGCCCACAGUGAGUCCCAAAUCUGACCACCCCUGACGUCACUGAAUGGUAGCUAAAUACAGCCUCCCCUGCCAAUGGAACUGGCAGGCAGGGGGACAUUAAACAUCCUAGGAAUAUCAGGCAUCACCUCCCAUGACCUCCCCCAGACUGUCCCGUAGGCUUGGGUUCUAUCGGCUGCUCUCUUCUCAUCCUUAGCCUUCCAUCCAUGUCAGGGAUGCACUCCACAAAAGCUGCAAGCCUGCUUCAGCAUGGAGGAUGCAGGUCUUGGCAUUCUGGAGCUACUUUAUGCCACCUGGGACAAGGGCAUCUCAUCUCCAGCCUCAGUUUCCCCACUCAUUAAGUGAGAAAGUGCCACCAGAGGCCCCAGUGAACUUUGGUGUUCUAGAAGAAAGAUGGUUGCCUCCGGAACACAGAGCAUCACUGGGGGGGAUGGGAUGCCCCUAGCCAACCAGGUGUACUGCCUUCUAAACCUCUGCUCCUGGUAGCCACUUAGGCUGAGUGAUGCCGGGUCCUCUCCUGCAACCAUCCUUGUCUGAUGGUUCCAAUCCCCUGAGAAGAUGGAAGAUGAUCCCCUUCCCGGCUCUCCUCAGCCCCUCACACUGGGCAAGUCUAAAAUGAGCCACAGAAUCUCUCCUUUGGAAACUGGGGAUAGUGAUUCCCUACUUUUCCAGGAAGGCAGAGAAACCUCCUGGCAUGUCACAUGGCCCGGGAGGACCGCUGUCCUGGCCAGGGUCAGCAGUGCUCCCCUCUCCCUGUGACAAGCCACAUUUCUCUCGUCUUUCUCCUCUUCACCAGCUGCCACGACUGAGUAGCUUGACUUUGCCCCAACACUAUGCCAUUAUGGAGAAGAAGAAAAAAAAAGUCAGACCAUGAAAUAGGCCUGAAAUUCAGUGUUUACACAUGGUGCCCAGUUGCCCUUUGUUUUCAAAUGAAGAUGCUUUGUAUGACUGAGGAGUCACAGUGAAGUGUUAGCCUAGGGUCCAGGGAGUGAGUGGAAGGGAUGGGCAGGCGUGUCUGCAGCCAGAUAGCUGCAGGAUAGAUUUUGGGAGAACAUACCCUCUGAACAUUUAACAAAGGUAUAUCUGUGGCAGUCCAGGGCACUAGCUGCCACCCUGCUGCCUAGGAGUGGCAUACUGGGCUGCAGACUGUGAGCACCCAGCACCAAAGACUCUCUUUGCUGCCACACUAGGGCCGCCCCAUGCCAAGCUUCCGGUCGCGUAGGAAAGGGGUGUUUCUGCCAGUCAUCCCACUGGGCCCCUAAAGAGAGUGUUUACAGCAGUGGGCAUUGUGCUGUGUCCCAAAUGAGGACACAUUAGGCAUGGCUGAGCUGGGGCGAAGAUUCAAAGAGCCCAGCAACAGAGGAAGUGGGGGUAGGCAGAAGGUGGGACAGGUGACCAUUUUGGUCACUGUACUGGUGCACAUCCAGGCCCUCUUGACUCAGGCAGCUCCUCUCUAGUCUUGCCUUGCAAUAAUUUGGCUGAACUUGUGAUCUUUUUGAGGCAAGCAAAAGAUACCACUAUCUAGGCUGGGUGCUGGGAGACUUAAUGCUCAGAGGGCCUGGGAGCCCAGGAGACGAGAAAGUGUGUGGUUUUACUACAUUCAAAAGGGACAAUCGCUUGCAGUCAGUAGAUCUAGCGAUCUAGUUGAGAGAGAAUGGUGUUUACCCCAUAUGAAGUAUUCAAUAGCUCUACUUGUGAAUUUGUAUUUAUUUUGAGUUAUACUUGACACAGAAUUCUUUUUUUAAAAAAAUGCUAUGUGUGUAUUUUGGGAAAAAAAUUCAUAGAUGUUAAAAAUUCCUGCACGGUUACCAGUUUUUCUUGGGACACUGAACUUAGUAGCCUCUCCCCCCCAAAUUCUUCAUAGUAACUUUUGUUUGUAUAUAUUUGAGGGUUUUUUUUUAGAGAAAAGAAAAAUAGGAUUGCUUGAUAUUGUUGAAAUUGAAAACAACAAGAAGAGGCAUUUUUUAAAAAUGCCAGUGCUUUUGAGAGGACAAUCCAUAUUGAGUGGAUUUCUAGAUGGAGUUUUGCAAGUCUGGCUGAUCUGUAAGAGAAUAAAUAGUGAGAACUUUUCCUUUUUCUUGUUAUUUUUUCCAUGCUUUGGUCUGUAAAAAGUAGGCAACUGAACUACAUUAAGAAGGAAAUAUUAUCUACAUAGAAUUAUUAUAUGAAGUUGGUACAUAAUUCUAACGAGGAAAAAAACUUUGUAAUCCAUUGAGCUAUGUUGUUUUUUUUUUUCUAUUUUGUUUUCCUUGGAUGAAAAUAUCAGUAUUAAGCAGCCAGUAUAUUAUUCAAGUGUUUAGACUUAUUAAUAUGCUCUUGUCCUGUAUUUAUACCUUUGUGUAUUUUGAAAAUAUUGCUUUGUUAAGGGGAGUUACCAAUGGACAACAUGGUAAAAAGGGAACAGAGAUCCUUUGCGCCUCUUGCUCUGAGGUUGGCAGAUGGUAUUGUAAUCUUUUCUCCUGCACCUUUCUGUCAUUAUCUUGUUAUUAUGGUUUUAUUAAUUUUUUUAAGGGAGAGCAGGAAAUGGGCAAGGGAAAAGGACACAUUGGAUGAAAGAGUCCUUUGGUCUGCUAGCCCAUUGGCCUUGCCAGCGAGACCCAACCAGGUACAAGAAAACAGGAGGCAGGCUUCCUCCUCGCCUGCCCGAGCCCUGACUCCCAGCCCCAUACUCUUUGAACUUGGAUCUGUUCACCUGAGCCCUUACACCUGCCUUUUAGCAUCUAAUGGACUUGAAUCUACUCUAAACAAAAGUCUAAUCCAACCUCACUACAUCGUAGCCAGUGCAACAACUAACAGUGAUGUAGGGGGUGUCGCAGCUUCUGGGAGGUGGCAAUGUGGAUCAUCGUUUGCUCUCAUGGCCAACUUCUCUGUACCAACCCCUGCACCCCCAAUAGGUGACCCUGUUCAUGUUUGUAUCUGUUCAUGUGUGUGCAUUCAGCUAAGAAGACAAACAGAACCCGUGAGCCCUGCCUGGAGGGUGCAUGGAGAAGGCUCCUGACUUCCCUGAAGGGCCGGCCUCGGGGUGGCAUUCCGUUGUGUGCCUUAUUCCUGAAGACUCUAUAUACGGCUUGCCUAUGAAAAUAUAGCCUUUCUGUGCUGUAUUAAAAGAACUUUGGAAAGAAGGAGGCUUGUGAGUUUGUUUA